Oryctolagus cuniculus (rabbit) is the source of this 373-nucleotide messenger RNA. The record is from RefSeq and is a predicted model, not a curated record. Lineage: Eukaryota; Metazoa; Chordata; Mammalia; Lagomorpha; Leporidae.
CCACUUAUGAUUCGACUUGUCAAAUCGCCCAAGAGAUCGCCGAGAAGAUAUCAGCAGCGGAAUCAGUAUGAAAGGAGGGGGUGAAAAGACAACCAAGCUGACGGUGACCAUCAGAGCUUUGCUGCAGAACCUGAAGGAAAAGAUCGCCCUGUUGAAAGACUUACUGCUAAGAGCGGUGUCAACACACCAGAUAACUCAGCUGGAAGGCGAUCGAAGACAGAACCUGCUGGACGACCUCGUAACUCGGGAGAGACUGCUCCUGGCAUCCUUUAAGAAUGAGGGCGCAGAGCCAGAUCUGAUCAGGUAUGGUGUUUUCCUUUACAGGGGCCGCUUGGCGGGUACUACAGCUGUUUCCUGAAGGCCUUAAGUUCCU